AAGCGCACGCGCCGGGGGGAAUGGCGGUUAGGGCGUGCGGUUUGGAGCCGGUUUCUGCUCGUGAGCGAUAUAACUCGGUGAUGGAUAGUGCGUCUGUUCGCAUUUAAGUAAGCGCACCAACCGGCGAAAGUGAGGAGCCCCCCAAGCAAACGAAAGACAAGGAACCUCUUUGGAUCCUCGCAAAGGAGAGCUAAGUUAUUGAGUAGUUUAUGUCUAGUGCGUGAGUGUGUGUGGGUGCGCGAAUAGAAGAAGUCUUCUUCUGUAAUCAAUAUGCAGUACGCUCAAGUGACGCUGCCGAACUAUUCCUAUGUGUUCAAUUUCGAAUCAGAAUUUAGCCACCAGCCUACCCGCACGUGGAUGUCUGAGAACUGGACGCUGGGUUUCUAUUAUGUAGGGCUAUACAUGGUGCUGAUAUUCGGGGGGCAAUAUCUGAUGCAGAACCGACCCCGGUUCGAAUUGCGAGGGGUCCUCUGUCUCUGGAAUACUGCGUUGGCAACAUUCAGUAUAAUGGGCGCAGUGCGUACCCUGCCCGAGUUCAUAACUACCCUGACGCAUCACGGCAUAUACAAUUCCGUGUGCAUUCCUUCGUUCAUCGAGAUGGAUAAGGUAUCCGGUUUCUGGACUUGGAUGUUCGUCCUCAGCAAAUUGCCAGAGCUCGGCGAUACCAUUUUCAUAAUAUUAAGAAAGCAGCCGCUGAUUUUCCUGCACUGGUACCAUCACAUAACAGUACUGCUAUAUUCGUGGUUCAGCUACACGGAAUAUACUGCGAGUGCGAGAUGGUUUAUUGUUAUGAACUACUGCGUGCAUUCACUUAUGUACUCUUAUUAUGCACUGAGGGCGAUGGGUUAUAGUCCUCCGCGCCAAAUCGCCAUGGUGAUCACAUCCCUGCAACUCCUCCAGAUGGUCGUCGGUUGUGCAGUCAACUUCUGGGCCCGCCAAUUGCUGCAAAGCAACAUCAAAUGUCACAUCUCUGAAAGGAACAUUAAACUGUCCCUGGCGAUGUACUUCAGUUACUUCGUGCUCUUCGCACGGUUCUUCUACAAAGCGUAUCUGUCUGGUGAUAGACGCAAACCGAAGAGUCGUCCUGCCAACGCGGAAUACCCUGGAAUUAAAUCUAAAGUACACUAGCAAUAACAGGAACUUUCGUUCCAGAGUUACCAAGAUUCCAAAAUUGUUAUUAAAAUAAAAUAUAUUUUUUGGGUAGUGGUUGUGAUGUGCUAAAAUUAAGUAUAAACAGUUGCUAAAUAAUUGCUUAAAAGGAAAAAAUAAUGAUUCUUUUUUAGUAUUAAUUUUGGGUGUAAUGUUUAUUAUUAUUAAUUUCGCGUAUAGGAUUCUUCUAGGGAAUAAAAUCGCUCAAAAGAAUCUUACGAAAAUGGGAAGAAUAAUUUUAUUUAUCAAUUACUUUUUCCUUUUUGUAUCAAAUAUACAUUUUUUACCGUUCAAUGUACCAGAAGAAUCAUUGAAUUUAUUUAUAUUAUCUAACCGGGCAUAAUAAUUGUAAUUACCUUACUAUUUUUUAUUGUUAUUGUUGGGUUUUUGUACAUUGCAAAAGGCUAGUCAUUUUUUAGAUAAAUAAGAAAAAUGUACUAAAAAAAAGUAUGGUAAAGAAAAAAGCAAGGAGCGCAAAGGUUUUAUACUUUAACGAAAUUUUUUGUAAACUGAAACCAGUAUGUUUUCUUUUAUUGUAAUAUAAUGCAUUUUUUUCUCCUUUAUAUUUAUUUUUCAUUUAGAAAUGACAACUUUUAUUUAUAUUCUUCCUUUCAUUCCAGAUAAUGGAGAAAAUG
Nicrophorus vespilloides is the source of this 1784-nucleotide messenger RNA. It is a transcript of the gene Baldspot, whose product is annotated as elongation of very long chain fatty acids protein 6. The record is from RefSeq and is a predicted model, not a curated record. Gene Ontology annotation, molecular function: fatty acid elongase activity. Bases 271 to 1128 code for a protein of 285 amino acids. NCBI's taxonomy places the organism in Eukaryota, Metazoa, Arthropoda, Insecta, Coleoptera, Silphidae. Gene Ontology annotation, cellular component: endoplasmic reticulum membrane. Gene Ontology annotation, biological process: fatty acid elongation, saturated fatty acid; sphingolipid biosynthetic process; fatty acid elongation, polyunsaturated fatty acid. The transcript has a single exon.